AUGUUUCAGACGGAGAUCAACCAUUUGAUUGCCAUAGGCUCCAGGAAGGGUAUGUUUAAGGAACUGCUUGCAAGAUAUGCUAUCUCUGAGAAGGCUAUGGAGAGAGCAGAUCAAUACAUUAAGAAACUGGGAGCGGAGUUUUCCAUCGUCACGAUCGAACUAUCUUUAACGCAGCUUCUGAAAUCAUGGGGCAUGGUUCCGAUCGCUGUCGUCGGGCACUCCAGUGGUGAGAUUGCUGCGCCUUUCGCCGCUGGAAUGUUCGACGUCGAUGACUACGUGAGGGGAAGCAGGAUGGCAAUAGGUACUUGCAAAGAAGGCGCAGAGAGGAUGAUAAAACAUGUUCAUAGCGGGACUAUUGUCGUCGCCUCCAUCAACAGCGAUUCGAGCGUCACAGUUUCUGGAGACACUCACGCAAUAGACGAACUGCGGACGUUGGCCGAGGACCAGGGUCUUUUCAAUCAGAAACUCAGGGUUGACGUGGCAUAUCACUCCUAUCAUAUGAAUAGCGUUUCUGCACCCUACCCGUCCUUGAUGGGGGAUAUCCGCCCUCAAGAGUCGAGUAUCAAGUUCUAUUCCUCUAUGCGUGGUCAUCAAAUUCAGUCAUCUGAGCUGAACGCAAAUUACUGGGCUUCGAACCUCUUGUCUCCCGUUAAUUUUGUCUGGGGUCUCAGCAGCCUCCUUAGAGGAGCCAAAUCUCACUCUGGCAAACCCGUGGAUACUCCAAUCGAAAUAGGCCCUCACCCUGCGUUAGAAGCACCAACCCGGGAAACCGCACAGGAAUGUGCAAGUGUAAAGAACAUCAAGCAACUGCCUUGUUUGAAGAAGGAGCCGAAUGUCGUGGAGACUAUGCAGCAACUUGCAGUCCCGUCAAAGGAAUCGGUUACCUCGCAGAGAGAAAAGGAAACUGAAAACGAAGUCCUUGACACACUUGAAACCCAGGAGGUCGAAGAAGAAGAACUUCAUGCUCUUUUGGCUGGAGCAAUUAGCGGCAAGAUGCCCAGCACCUGCAACCGCUGUCAAGAAGGCUGGCAAACGAGUAGCCGCACAAGCAUUGGUCACGGAUGCUCUAGCUCUCAAAAUGCUGACCUUGCUCAUGGUUCCUUUCAAAUCGAUUUCCUCUUACAGAUUAGACUCACUCGUUGCCAUCGAGGUAUGAAACUAGGUUUUCCGUGA
This is a messenger RNA of Aspergillus pseudotamarii, 1173 nucleotides long. RefSeq names its product acyltransferase domain-containing protein. NCBI's taxonomy places the organism in Eukaryota, Fungi, Ascomycota, Eurotiomycetes, Eurotiales, Aspergillaceae. Bases 1 to 1173 code for a protein of 390 amino acids. Gene Ontology annotation, molecular function: fatty acid synthase activity. The transcript is spliced from 4 exons. Gene Ontology annotation, biological process: secondary metabolite biosynthetic process; fatty acid biosynthetic process. The record is from RefSeq and is a predicted model, not a curated record.